This is a messenger RNA of Mycena citricolor, 1611 nucleotides long. Lineage: Eukaryota; Fungi; Basidiomycota; Agaricomycetes; Agaricales; Mycenaceae. The record is from the annotation of a GenBank genome assembly.
AUGCAGCCCUGCAGUCUGCUUGAAAGACUCAAAAAAAUCCCUGGGUUCGUCUCCCUCAAAAUUCUUCUUGAGAUGUUCUCCUCUCGCACAAUUCUCUCUCUUGCUGUGGUAGCCCAUUUCGCCUCAGCGUACACCAUUGGGCCCGUUAGCGAUCUGGUAGUGGCCAAUAAAACCAUCGCCCCCGAUGGCUUCCCGCGCGCCGCCGUUCUCGCUGGAGGAACGUUCCCUGGCCCCCUCGUCACCGGGCUCAUCGGGGACAACUUCAAGCUCACGGUUAUCGAUAAGCAGCAGGAUAUCCGCAUGCUCGAGCCCACGUCGAUUCAUUGGCAUGGGUUGUUUCAGAACGGCACGAACUACAUGGAUGGGCCUGCGUUCAUAAAUCAAUGCCCGAUCUCGCCCGGUAACUCGUUUACAUACGACUUUACCUCCCAGCAGGCUGGAACUUUCUGGUAUCACUCCCACCUUGCAACUCAAUACUGCGAUGGCUUGCGUGGCCCAAUGGUUAUCUACGACCCGCAUGAUGCCUACCGCCACGAAUACGACAUUGACGACGAGUCCACGGUGAUCACCCUUUCGGACUGGUACAACGUCUAUGCUGAAACUGUCGUCGGUCCUGCCACACCCACUUCCCUGCUCAUCAACGGUCUCGGACGCACCGCUGAGACUGUCUCGAAUACGACCCUCGCCGUCAUCUACGUGAAAAAGGGUCUGCGCUACCGCUUCCGUCUCUUGAACACGGCUUGCAACCCCAACUACGUAUUCCAAAUCGACGGGCACAAGAACCUAACCAUCAUCGAGGCCGACGGUGUUCUGCACGAGCCGUUGAGCGUCGAUUCCAUCCAGAUCUUCGCCGAUCAAGCCGUUGACAACUAUUGGAUCCGCGCGAACCCGAACUUAGGCCCCGCUGGUUUCGCCGGGGGAAUCAACUCUGCGAUCCUUCGCUACAUCGGAGCGAGCGAUUCUGAGCCUACGACUUCUCAGGACACAUCGGUCAACGGGUUAGUGAACGAGGUCAACCUGCAUCCGCUCGUCAAUCCUGGUGCUCCCGGUGGCGCUUAUAUCGGUGGAGCCGAUGUGCAGGUCAAUCUGGCCUUGGGUUUCGACUUGACCACGUUGAAAUAUACCAUCAACGGCGCGACAUUUGUUCCCCCGACUGUUCCGGUGCUCCUCCAGAUUCUGUCCGGGGCCAAGACCGCACAGUCGCUGCUCCCUGGUGGCUCAGUCAUCACCCUCCCACACUUUGCGUCGGUCGAGAUCACGCUUGCCGCGGGUGCGAUCGCCGGACCUCACCCCUUCCAUUUGCACGGACAUGUCUUUGAUGUGGUCCGGCCUGCCGGAAGCACUACCUACAACUACGUCAACCCCGCUCGCCGUGACGUUGUCAGCAUUGGCAAUACCGGCGACAACGUGACAAUUCGGUUCUUCACUGAUAACCGCGGACCUUGGUUCCUCCACUGCCACAUUGACUGGCACUUGCAGGUUGGUUUCGGAAUCGUGCUCGCUGAGGAUAUCCCUGACUGGGACUCGGAGCUGGUCCCCACGUCAGAAUGGGACCAGCUCUGUCCUAUCUAUAACGCGCUUCCUGCCUCGAUCACAUCUCACGCCGCCUGA